CUCAGCCUCCGCACGCAGUUAUUUAAAGGGACCUGGCACUCCCGCCCACUGCCCGCCUCUCGCCGUCCACGGCGAGAUGCUGAGAGCGAGGGGAGGGGGCUCGGGGGCCAGGAAGGAAGGGAACAAGUCAGCCCAGUCUCCAGAGUCGCAGGUUUGAGGCUCCGAGGCCCCGGGAAGAGGCGGUCCCGGAUCAGCUGCCGGCGAUCAUGGCCGGCCAGCAGGACUCGGGCUUCUUCGAAAUCAGCAUCAGAUCCCUGCUCAAGUCAUGGAGCGGCGCCUCGCCCGUGGGCAACGGCUACAACAAGCCUCCCCUCCCUCCGGUGUGCAGUCCUCAGGGCGAGAAGGGCCCGCCGGUCGGCACGCCCAUCAGCGUCGACCCGGAGAGCAAGCCGGGCGAGUACGUCCUGAAGAGCCUCUUCGCCGCCUUUGCCGCCGUGUCGGAGCGCAAGAUCCGCGUCAUCAUGGCGGAGGCGCUGGAAAAGCCUUUGACGAAGUCUCUUCAGAGGGGUGAAGAUCCUCAGUUCGACCAACUGAUAAGCACCAUGAGCUCCUUGGCCGAGUACUGCUUGCCCUCCAUCCUGCGGACGUUGUUUGACUGGUACAAACGGCAAAACGGUCCGGAGGAGGAACUUCACGAAUACCGGCCGCGGGCCAACACCAAGUCAAAAAAUGAUGAGCAGCAGAGGGAUUAUUUACUUGAAAGGAGGGACUUGGCCAUCGACUUCAUCUUCUCCCUCGCACUCGUAGAAGUGUUGAAACAGAUGCCGCUGCACCCUGCGCUCGACAGCUUGGUCAACGAGGUCCUCCAUUUAGCCUUUAAGCACUUUAGAUAUAAAGAAGGAUAUCACGGUCCUAACACUGGCAACAUGCACACUGUAGCGGACCUCUACGCGGAGGUCAUUGGAGUACUGGCCCAGUCCAAGUUUCCCGCCGUGAAAAAGAGGUUCCUGACGGAGCUGAAGGAGCUGAGGCAGAAAGAGCAGAGUCCGUAUGUAGUCCAGAGUACCAUUAGCCUCAUCAUGGGGGUCAAGUUCUUCCGAAUUAAAAUGUAUCCCGUUGAAGACUUCGAAGCGUCCUUUCAGUUCAUGCAGGAAUGCGCCCAGUACUUCCUGGAGGUUAAGGACAAGGACAUUAAGCAUGCCUUGGCUGGGCUCUUUGUUGAAAUUUUGGUUCCUGUUGCAGCAGCGGUAAAGAAUGAGGUGAACGUUCCUUGCCUGAGGAAUUUUGUGGACAGCUUGUACGACACAACCCUGGACUUGUCGGCCAGAAAGAAGCACUCGCUGGCUUUUUACCCGCUUGUGACGUGCCUGCUGUGUGUCAGCCAGAAGCAGUUCUUCCUCAACAGAUGGCACAUCUUCCUUAACAACUGCCUCUCAAAUCUCAAGAGUCGAGACCCCAAGAUGGCUCGCGUGGCGCUGGAGUCGCUGUAUCGCCUGCUGUGGGUCUACGUGAUCAGGAUCAAGUGCGAGAGCAACACUGCAACGCAAGGUCGCCUCAUCACCAUCGUAACAACGCUUUUCCCCAAAGGAUCUCGCAGUGUGGUGCCGAGAGACAUGCCUCUCAACAUUUUCGUCAAAAUCAUUCAGUUUAUAGCGCAGGAAAGACUUGAUUUUGCCAUGAAAGAAAUUAUUUUUGAUCUCCUCUGUGUGGGCAAACCCGCGAAAGCCUUUAGUCUUAAUCCCGAGAGAAUGAACAUCGGUCUGCGAGCUUUCCUGGUGGUGGCCGACAAACUUCAGCAGAAGGACGGCGAGCCGCCGAUGCCCAACACCGGCUGCACUUUACCUUCGGGGAACACGCUGCGAGUGAAGAAGACGUACCUGAGCAAAACGUUGACGGACGAGGAGGCAAAAGUCAUCGGCAUGUCCCAGUAUUACUACCACGUGCGGAAGGCCAUUGACAACAUCCUGAGACAUCUGGACAAAGAGGUGGGACGCUGCAUGAUGAUGACCAACGCUCAGAUGUUGAACAAGGAGCCCGAGGACAUGAUCACAGGUGAAAGGAAGCCCAAGAUCGACUUGUUCAGGACAUGCGUGGCGGCCAUUCCUCGCAUCAUGCCCGACGGGAUGUCAAAGACGGAGCUCAUAGACCUGCUCUCCCGACUGACAAUUCACAUGGACGACGAGCUCCGACUCCUUGCUCAGAACUCGUUGCAAAGUCUGCUGGUGGACUUCUCGGAUUGGCGGGAUGACGUGCUGUUCGGGUUCGCCAUGUUUUUGCUGCGUGAGGUCCACGACACCCACCAGGGGCUGUUGGAUGCAUCGCUCAAGCUGCUGCUACAGCUGCUCGCCCAAUGGAAACUGACGGCGGCGGCUGCGGGGAAGAGCUACGACGUGGUUAAGAUACACACCGCCGAGCUGCUGCAGACGAGUUCCAAUGCGAAGACGGCGGCCGAGCGAGGCCCUCACGCCGCCGUGUUGCACGCCGUGGAGGGUCUGGCCCUGGUGCUGCUCUGCUCCUGUCAACUCAGCACGCGACGGCUCGCCGUCGCCGUCCUCAAGGAGAUCCGCAGCCUCUUCUCUGUCGUCGGGCAGUCUGAGGAUGACGAUAAACCAAUGAUCGAGAUCAUGGACCAGCUCAGCCUUGUGAUCUUCGACAGCUUCUGCAACGUUGCAGUCUCUGACACAGCCAACACAUCCGCUGGCCCUCACGUGGACCUCCAGUGGCUCGCCGAGUGGAGCGCCAAGCUGCUCAACAGCCACCACGACAUCCGCAGCCCGUCGCACGCGUGGAUCUUGGCGCAGUCGGUGAAGGACCCGUGGGUGCUGUGCAUGUACAGCCUGCUGCGACAGGACCACCUGCCCAAGCAUUGCCCCUCGGCCCUCGGCUACGCGUGGCCCUACGCCUUCGCACGCAUGCAGAUGCUCAUGCCCGCGGUCGACCCCAAUAACCCGGUGAACGCCAAGAAGAGCAGCACCUCGGGCAGCGCGGACAACUACGUGACCCUGUGGCGGAACUACUUGAUCCUUUGCUUCGGGGUGGCCAAGCCCAGCGUGAUGAGCGCAGGUCACCUGAGAGCGUCGACACCCGAGAUCGCCGCGGCCACGCCCGACAGCGCCGCGGGCUACGACAACAAGGUGGUGCCAGGCUGCCCGUCCGUGGCUUGGCUCCUCAAGCAGUUGGUUCCCCUCAUGAGAGCAGAAAGUGUGGAGCUGACAGAGGCGUUAGUUCUGGGCUUCGGCCGCACCAACGCCCUCGUCUUCAGGGAACUUGUGGAAGAGCUGCAUCCGUUGAUGAAAGAAGCACUGGAAAGAAGACCCGAGAACAAGAAGCGGCGCGAGCGUCGGGACCUCCUGCGACUUCAACUGUUGCGCAUCUUCGAGCUGCUGGCAGACGCGGGCGUCAUCAGCGACAGCACAAACGGGGCCCUCGAGCGCGACACGCUCGCCCUGGGCGCCCUCUUCCUGGAGUACGUGGACCUGACGCGCAUGCUCCUGGAAGCCGAAAACGACAAAGACGCUGAGAUCCUCAAGGACAUCCGGGCUCACUUCAGCGCCAUGGUGGCCAACCUCAUCCAGUGUGUGCCAGUGCACCACAGGCGCUUCUUGUUUCCGCAGCAGAGCCUCCGACAUCAUCUCUUCAUCCUCUUCAGUCAGUGGGCGGGGCCCUUCAGCAUCAUGUUCACCCCUUUGGACCGCUACAGUGACAGGAAUCACCAGAUCACGCGGUACCAGUACUGUGCCUUGAAGGCCAUGUCCGCCGUGCUGUGCUGCGGCGCGGUCUUCGACAACGUGGGCCUCUCUCCAGACGGCUACCUCUACAAGUGGCUGGACAACAUUUUAGCCUGCCAGGACCAGCGGGUGCACCAGCUGGGAUGCGAAGUGGUCAUCCUGCUCCUGGAGCUCAACGCCGACCAGGUCAACCUCUUCAACUGGGCUGUGGAUCGCUGCUACACGGGCUCCUAUCAGCUUGCCUCAGGUUGCUUCAAAGCCAUUGCGACGGUGUGCGGCAGCAGAAACUACCCAAGCGAUUUAGUAACGCUGCUCAAUCUGGUCCUCUUCAAGGCGUCAGACGCCAACAGAGAGAUUUAUGAGAUCUCUAUGCAACUGAUGCAAAUUCUCGAGGCGAGGCUCUUUGUGUUCUCCAAGAAGAUAGUCGGGCAGAAGCCCAACAGCAUCCUUUACGGCACUCACGCUCCGUUGCCGCCCCUCUACAGCGUCUCCCUCCCUCAGCUCUCCGGCCAGCUGGCCACGAUGUACCCCGAACUCACGCUCCCUCUUUUUUCAGAGGUUAGCCAGAGGUUCCCCGCCACCCACCCCAACGGGAGGCAGAUCAUGCUGACCUAUCUCCUACCCUGGCUCAGCAACAUAGAGCUGGCGGAUAGUGGCCUGCUGCUCCCGGCCUUCUCGCUGUCUUCCUUCGACUACGACUCCUCUAUACGGGGGCGUACCGCCUUCUCUGCCCAGCGGCAUCUGAAAGGAACCGGCUGGGGCUCCCUGCAAGCCACGUCUAUGGUGCUCAACAACCUCAUGUACAUGACUGCCAAGUAUGGAGAUGACUUACCAGGAUCCGAAAUGGAAAAUGCCUGGAAUGCCUUGGUGUGCAAUGAAAAGUGGAGCCACAACCUGCGAACCACGCUGCAGUUUCUCAUCAGUCUGUGCGGCGUCAGCAGCGACACCGCCCUCCUGCCAUUCAUCAAGAAGGUGGUGAUCUAUCUGUGUCGAAACAACACCAUGCAAACCAUGGAAGAGUUGAUACUGGAGUUGCAGCAGACGGACCCGGUCAACCCCGCGGCGCAGCGCUGCGACGACCCGCCAUUUUAUCGCUUCACCGCCACAAGCAAGGCCGUCGCCGCGGCGGCGUCAGGAACCACAUCAAGCAGCAAUACUGUGGUGGCAGGCCAGGAGGGCUUCCCAGAUGCAGACGAUAGCAAAGCGAAGGACAAGGAGGAGAGGCUCAGCCAUGAGAGGCAAGCUCACCACCGUCUGGAAUCUCGCUACAGCAACAGCUCGGGAGGAUCGUACGACGAAGAUAAGAGUGAACCUUCGCCCCCUUACGCCGACUGGCUGAUGGUCGUCAUGGAAAGCAACCAUCCCCGUCCUCUACCCAUGCCUCUCAACGGCGGCUGCUGGGCUCCUCUGGUGGACUUCCUGCCCGAGACCCUCACCCCGAGAGGUCCGCUGCACAGGUGUAAUAUAGGAGUCAUAUUCAUGACAGAGAUGGUGGUGGACCACAGCGUGAGGGAGGACUGGGCCUUGCACCUCCCGCUACUGCUGCACGCCUUAUUUCUCGGGAUGGACCACUACCGUCCGGAGGUAUUGGAGCACAGCAAGCGUCUCCUCCUCCACCUGCUCAUCGCGCUGUCCUGCCGCCGCAACUUCCGGGCCAUCGCCUCGGUUCUGCUGCAAACGCGCCAGCUCAACGGAGCCAAGACCCUCACUUGCCAGCCCGCCCGGCAGCCCGAGUGUACGACAUCAGGAGGUUUGGACUUCCUGAGGGAGCGUCAGGCGUCUCCCGUGCCGGAUUCCGGCCUGAGUUCCUCCUCCACGUCAUCCAGUCUGAGUCUGGGCGGGAGCACCGGCAACCUGCCCGAGAUCUCUGACGAGCUGGCGGCGCCCGAAAACGCCGACGAGAAGACCAGCAAGCUCAUUGAGUUUUUAACCACCAGAGCACGUGGUGGACCCCUGUGGUGCCACGAAGACAUCUCACCCAAGAAUCACGUUUCCAAAAACCGUCAGCUGACAAACCUUCUGCGGCACGUGGUGUCCGUGUUUAAAGAAACCGACGCCCACCUGGAGCAGCGGCUGAGCGACGUGGCGUUGCACACGGCCCUGUGCAGCUCCUCGCGUCACUACGCCGGACGCUCCUUCCAGGUCUUUCGAGCCCUGCGCCAGCCCGUUCACGCGCACGCCGUCUCCGAUUUGCUCUCCAGGCUGGUGGAGGUCGUCGGGGAGCACGGAGAGGAGGUGCAGGGUUAUGUGAUGGAAGUCUUACUCACGCUGGAAUCUGUGGUGGACAACUUGGCCGAGUGCCUCAAGAACAACAACCUCAAUGCCAUCUUGACCAGAGCGUCUUCUCCGGAUCUCCUCACCACGUUGAAGCUGAUGUCCAACAGGAAGAGCACAGGCCGAAUCAACCGCCGCCGAGAAGAGCACGGCCGGCAUCAGAGGAGCUCCUCCGUGCCCAAGAAGUUUGGCGAGGCCGACGGGUGCUCGGACAGGUGGUCGGAUCCGCCUCGCAGCGCCACCCUGGACCGCAUCCAAGCGUGCGGGCAGCAGCUCCCUCCGGGCAAAAACGGCAGCCCGUCCUCCUCCAAGGACAACAUCUCGGACCCGGCCGACGUCAACCACCCCGGCAACCUGCUGGCCACCGUCUUCUGGGUGGCCGUGUCGCUGAUGGAGUCCGACUUUGAGUUCGAGUACCAGAUGUCGCUGAGGCUGCUCGACAAGUUGCUGGUUCACGUGUCGCUGGACAAGCGGGAGAACCGCGACAGGCUGGAGAAGCUGCAGGGGCAGCUGAAGUGGAGCAGCUUCACGGGGCUCCAGCAGCUGCUGCUCAAGGGAUUCACGUCCGGGGCCACCGCCGACCUCACGCUGAAGCUCUUCUGGCAGCUCACGCCUGUUUCGCGAGUGUCUGUGGUGGACACCUCCCAAGCCAUCGGUUUCCCCUUGAACGUCCUUUGCCUGCUCCCACAUCUUGUGCAGAAUUUCGAUGGCCCUACACACUUCUGUCAGGAUGUCGCCGAGAGAAUAGCUCAGGUGUGCCUGGACGAGAAGAACGACAAGCUCUCCAACCUGGCCCACGUCAUGACUCUUUACAAGACGCGCUCCUACACCCGCAACUGCUUCUCGUGGGUCAACGUGGUGUGCCGGUACCUCCACGAGGCCUUUUCGGACAUCACGCUCAGCCUGGUCACGUACAUGGCGGAGCUGUUGGAGAAAGGUCUGCCCAGUAUGCAGCAGACCAUUUUACAAAUCAUCUACAGUCUCCUGAGUCACAUGGACCUGAGUGGGAUUCAAGCCAAACCUUUCAACAUGGAGGUGCUCAAGACCAUUGAGAAAUUUGCCCAGACGGUCCACUGGAGGGAAGCGCUGAACAUCCUCAAGCUGGUGGUUAGCCGCUCGGCCAGUUUGGUGCAGCCCUCCGGCGACCUCUCCUCCGAGGACAUCAGCCGAGUGUGGGAGCGCUCCUCCAAGGCCUUGCCUGGGAAAACGCUGGAUUUCCACUUUGACAUAUCUGAGACGCCCGUGAUUGGUCGGCGCUACGAUGACCUGCGCGCCUCCCCGGGCCGAGACGGCAGGAGCAGGAGCACUGCGGUGACGCGCAGCACCUCCUCCUCCAGCUCCUUGGGGUCUGCGUCCAACAACGUCCUGGUGCCGGUCAGCUGGAAGCGGCCUCAGUCUUCCCAGAAGAGAACCAGAGAGAAACUUGUGCACGUUUUGUCUCUGUGCGGACAGGAAGUGGGUCUCACCAAAAACCCUUCGGUGAUCUUCUCGAGCUGCGGCGAGCUGGACCUCACGGAGCACCGGCCCAGCCUGGUGUCCUCCGAAGACGGAACACGAGAAGCUGAUACGGCGGACGACACCACCUCCGAGCAGCAGUUCCGAGUCUUCCGGGACUUUGACUUCUUGGAUGUGGAGCUUGAAGACGGAGAGGGUGAGACGGUGGACAACUUCAACUGGGGCGCGCGUCGACACUCUGUGGACAGCCUGGACCGGAGCGACCUGCACGACCUGCACGACCUGCACGACCUGCACGCCCUGGAGGAGAGCCAUCUGUCCAGCAGCAUGCCCGGCCUGAGCCGUGUCGCUCGUGCGGACGAUUCUGACGAUUCCUCAGAGGAGGAUUCCCUGUCGGCCAGCCAGAUGCUCUCCCGCUCGCAGCUUGCCGUCAGCCUCUCCCCGACCUCGGACUCUCCCUCCUUUUGUAACACCACGUCGGUGGACUCCACACCUCCGAGCAGCAAAAAUCCCAGUUUCGAGGUCCAACUGCCGGAGGACUCGAAGCAGAGGUUUUUACAAGCGGAUGAAGACGCAAACGAGGAGGACGUGUCACUCUCUGUCAGUGAGCUCCCUCCCGAGUUUCACUGCGGUGACGCAAUUGACAAAGAACCGGACUUCCACGGCUGCUUGCCGAGUCUCGCAGAGGAGGAGCGAGACGACGGCACACUGGAGUCGUCGCCGCCGCCUUCGCCCUUCUUCUCCGCCAUCCUGGCGGCGUUCCAGCCGGCGGCGUGCGACGACGCCGAGGAGGCCUGGCGCGCGCACCUCAACCGGCUGGCGUCCGACUCGGACGGCUCGUGCGCCGUCUACACCUUCCACGUCUUCUCCUGCCUCUUCCAGAGUAUCCAGAGCAAUUUUAGCUCGCUAACCUGUGACGCCGUGAGUUACCUCAACGACAGCCUGAGAGGAUUAGGAGCAAAGUUCCUGAGGUCGUCUCAAAUGCUGACCGCGUGCGCCGAGUGCCCCGUGUUGUUUAUUGACGCCGACACGAUCAUGUCGUACGGACUCCUGGAGAAAAUGAAAUUCAGUGUGCUGGAACUGCAAGAGUACCUCGAUACUUACAACAGCAAAAAGGAGGCAGCUCUCACGUGGCUGAACAACUGUAAGGCCACCUUUCCCAGAAGUCCCUGCGGCUCAGUGACCACACGUCAACCGGCGGAGCAGGAGGAAAAGCAAAUGGACUCUCUGGCUCAACUGGAGCUAUGUCAGAGACUUUACAAACUCCACUUUCAGCUGCUACUGCUGUUUCAGUCCUACUGUAAGAUGAUUGAGAACGUCCACGCAAUAAGCUCUCUUCCCAAACUAAGCAACGUGUCCCGAGAGCUGAGCGACUUGUGGAGCCACCUGAGAGCGGCCUCGCUGGAAGAAGACAAACUAACGCGCGCCGAGCCUUCCGCCUUUUGCUCCUCUGAGGCGGCCGUGCAGGCCAUCCUGGAAGUUCUCAAAGGCAACGGCUUCUGCUCGGCCAUUCGCUACAUUCGGGAGUGCAGAACAACAUGGCCCAACGACAUCUUCGGCGGCCCCUCGGAGGACGAGGUCCAGACGCUGCUCAACAUCUACUUCCGCCACCAGACGCUGGGCCGGACGGGCACGUUCGCUCUGGUGGGCUCCAAGCGGGACCUGAGCGACAUCUCGGCCGAGCUGACCGAGCUCAACGGGGAGAUGCGGGACAUGAUCGGCCACGCGCGCGGCUACCGGGCCGUCGCCCCCUUCCUGCCCGACGCCGAGGUGUCGGGGUCCGGUCUCUGACCACGCGUCGCCUGCCGGCUUUUGUUGCACUACUAACAGACCCGGCGUUCACACUUCAAGUGCAUCCGGAAAGUAUUCCCGUUUUUAUUUUCUUAUGUUACAGCCUUAUUCCAAAAUGGGAUGAAAGCCAUAAUGGCAGCAUGAAAUCGUUUUAUUUUAUUAUUUUUGUUGUUGUUGCUAAUUUAUUACAAAUAAAUAAUAAUGACAGUUACCACGCAAAUGUAAUUUUAAUUUGAAAGCCUAAUCCUUGUUUUGAAACCCUUAUUUGAAACACUAACUUCUGCUAAUUGCUAACUUCUUUAAAAUUGAAAACAAAAAAACUCUAUUACAUUAACAUAAGUGUUCACAUCUUUUGCGUUACAGUUACAUCUUCAAAUCUUUCUAAAUAGGAUGAUACCUAUCUUUGGGCAGUUUCACUCAUUUGUCUGAGUUGCGAAUGCGUUCCGGAUGCACUGUAAAUAAAAAUAACACACCAAAGCGUUACAAUUCAUCUUAAAGGGGAAUUGUGCAAUUUUCUUUCAUAGACGUGGAAGAAUUUUACUGUGCAGUAAAGAAUGUAUUUGAGAGGAAAACAUAAUAAGGGAGGAUCAGUUGCAUAGUAUUGUGUCUGUGUGUGUGUAUGUGUGGGAUUUUAUCUGGCGGCCAUUUUAGUGGGGAAUUACGGACGCCGACGAGCAUCAACUGUAGUCAAACGACUUUGAAAUGCUGCAGAUCUACUGUAUUGAUGAUGUGCGGGUUAUGUAUUACUAAAUACAAAUACAAAAUCUUACUGUACUUUGUACAUGUGCAGCUUUUUAGCAAAUUAAACAUUAUUUAUAUUUAAGGAAAAGCAUAUUUUGGAACCUGUCACAGACGCUUGCAAAUCUUAGUCUAAUGUUUAUGAACAAAUGUACUUUGAACGAAUGACUGUACAUAGCCCUAUUGGAGGCUUUAUCCGAGUCUAUUUUUAUCAACUUGCUAUGUGAUUUGCAUAUCUAGAAAUAGAGAUGAUACAUAUUUUUAAAGAUGUAGUAGUCAGUUGUUGUAAAUAGUUUUUGCCCUUGCCAUGUACUAAAAUUGGCGUUGUGUAUAAUUAUGUCUCAAUAAAAAAAAAGAGAAAAAAACA
Molecule: messenger RNA, 10293 nt
Organism: Phyllopteryx taeniolatus (common seadragon)
Lineage: Eukaryota; Metazoa; Chordata; Actinopteri; Syngnathiformes; Syngnathidae
Product: protein furry homolog
Biological process (GO): cell morphogenesis; neuron projection development
Cellular component (GO): cell cortex; site of polarized growth
Source: RefSeq, a predicted model, not a curated record